CUUCAAUUCUCAGCAUUGCUGAUUGACCCAGACCCAGUUUAGUGGCUUGGCUAUCUGAUUGGGCAGUCACCAUGAGGAGCGCGGACGCCGGCAUCCUCGGCCGCGUGCGACUCCCGCUGCUUCUCCUGCUCCUAAUUUGCUCGUCGCUGCUGCUCCUCCCCCAGCAAUCCGAUGCCAGGAGGACGUUGGCGGCGGCAGGAGCACCGGCGUCUCCGAUCCGGGCGGUGAACCUCGGUGGCUGGCUCCUGACGGAAGGCUGGAUACAGGGGAAUUCCCUCUUCAACGACAUUCCCAACAAUGACCUCCUGGAUGGCACCCAGCUCCAGUUCAAGUCGGUGACCCAGAACAGGUACCUCGUCGCGGACAUGGGCGGCGGCGCCGCCAUCCUCGCCGACCGGGUGAAUGCGUCCGGCUGGGAGACCUUCAAGCUAUGGAGGAUCGACGAGAUGACGUUCAACUUCCGCGUGUUCGGCAACCAGUUCGUGGGCGUCAACAGCACCGGCGGAGUCGUCGCAACGGCCACCACGCCGGGGCCGUCGGAGACCUUCCAGCUCGUGCGACAGGACAGCGACAAGAGCCGGGUGCGCAUCAGGGCGUCAAACGGCCUUUUCUUGCAGGCGAAGACCAUGGAAUCAGUGACCGCGGACUACGGCGAGGAUUCAGACUGGGGUGACGAUGACCCCUCAGUUUUUGUGACAAAUAAUGUCGGCAGCCUACAUGGGGAGUACCAGAUAUGCAAUGGAUAUGGCGUAACAAAGGCAACACAGGUUCUCAGGAACCACUGGAGCACAUACAUAACCGAGAGCGACUUCAGUUUCAUUGCGUCAAGCGGACUGAACGCGGUGAGGGUCCCUGUUGGAUGGUGGAUUGCCAGCGACCCCGACCCUCCGCUUCCUUUCGUCGGAGGAUCUCUCCAAGCCUUGGAUAAUGCAUUCAGCUGGGCAGAGAAGUACAAUCUGGGUGUGAUCGUGGACUUGCACGCUGCGCCAGGUUCACAGAACCCGUAUGAGCACAGCGCAACCAGGGACGGGUCGCAAGAGUGGGGCACCAGCGACGCCAACAUCGCCCAGACAGUGCAGGUCAUCGAAUUCCUGGCGUCAAGGUACGCGGGCAGGGCCAGCCUACUGGCGGUGGAGCUGCUGAACGAGCCGCUUGCCCCGGGCGCAACCCUGGCCAGCAUCAUGAAAUACUACCAGGACGGCUACGACGCCGUCCGGCGACACACGUCGACGGCGUACGUGAUCAUGUCCAACAGGCUGUCCGCCAGCGCCACCGAGCUGCUCCAGUUCGCCGGAGGCUUCUCCGGCGCCGUCCUCGACGUGCACUACUACAACCUGUUUAGCAGCGAUUUCGACAGCCUCACCGUCGAACAGAACAUCGACUUCGUCAGGAACAAUCGCUCCUCAGACCUCGCCGCCGUCACCAGUCAGAAUGGGCGCCCUCUCACCUUCGUGGGGGAGUGGGUGGCCGAGUGGGAGGUGCAAGGAGCGACUAAGACGGACUACCAGAGGUUUGCGCAGGUGCAGGAAGACGUCUACGGCCGAGCUACCUUUGGAUGGGCCUACUGGACGCUCAAGAACGUGAAUAACCAUUGGAGUAUGCAGUGGAUGAUCCAAAACGGAUACAUCACACUCAACACCUAGAGGCUAGAGCUCUCACAUUUUAUACAAUAAUUAUUGAGUGUGUUUUCUUCAAUAAAGGGGUAGAAGCAUUAUCCCAUCUGAUGUUACUCAUCACUGUAUUAGAGAGAGAGAGAGAAGAACAGGCACCAAAAUAAAUCAUGUCCUAGGGGUACAAAAGUGUCUUAAAAAUGUGGUGCCAUGGAUGGAGAAGAUUGAGGUGAGUUGUUAUUCAUGACAACUUUAGUGCAUAUGAGUAAUUACAUGUUGUCA
Panicum virgatum (switchgrass) is the source of this 1892-nucleotide messenger RNA. Its product is annotated as probable glucan 1,3-beta-glucosidase A. The record is from RefSeq and is a predicted model, not a curated record. Gene Ontology annotation, cellular component: actin cytoskeleton; cytoplasm. Bases 72 to 1643 code for a protein of 523 amino acids. Lineage: Eukaryota; Viridiplantae; Streptophyta; Magnoliopsida; Poales; Poaceae. Gene Ontology annotation, biological process: carbohydrate metabolic process; establishment or maintenance of cell polarity; actin filament bundle assembly. Gene Ontology annotation, molecular function: hydrolase activity, hydrolyzing O-glycosyl compounds; actin filament binding. The transcript has 8 exons.